AUGAAUAAUAACACAACUGAGUUUCUUCUCUGGGAAUUCUCAAAGAUUUGGGAGUUACAGAUUAUGCAUGUGAUUUUAUUACUCAUACUAUAUUUAAUGACCAUAAUAGGGAACCUUCUCAUCAUCUCUGCUAUUGCAUAUGACCGCCACCUUCACAGACCCAUGUACUUCUUCCUGAUAAAUUUAGCAUUUCAAGACAUUGGCUCAGUUUCAGUCAUUAUCCCCAAAGCUGUUUUUAAUUCCUUUAUGAAUAUCAGAUAUAUUUCUUAUUAUGGAUGUAUUGCUCAAGUCCUCUUGUUGGUCUUCUUUCUUGGCUCUGAUAUUCUGUCCCUUACUGUUAUGGCCUAUGAUCGGUAUGUUGCUAUUUGCAAUCCUUUACAAUAUGAAAUGAUAAUGAACAGGAAAGCUUGCACCAAAAUGAUUAGCAGUGUGUGGAUAGCCAGCCUUGUCAAUGCUUCUUUGCACACUAUUGUCACUUUUAUUUCUCCUUUCUGCUCUAAUAUUGUUAAUCAGUUCUACUGUGAAGUCCCAUAUUUACUUAAAAUUGCCUGUUCUGUUUCAUUUGCAACUAAAUUUGGAGUUUUAAUGUUUAGUAUUAUACUAACAGCUGGCUGUUUUGUUUUUGUCAUUGUCACCUAUGUACAUGCCUUCUCUGCAGUUCUGAGAAUUCCUUCUGUUCAAGGAAGGAAAAAAGCCUUAUCUACAUGCCUACCACAUGUUAUUGUCUUCUUCUUAUUUGUGUUUACUGCUUCUUUUGCUUACCUAAAACCUAUCACUGACCAUCCAUCAUUCACUGACUUCAUAAUAACAUUAAUGUAUUCAAUUAUUCCAUCUAUGUUGAAUCCAAUAAUCUAUAGUCUGAGAAACAAAGACAUCAAAGUCAGUCUUAUAAGACUUUUUGAUCAAAUAUUGUUGUUUAAGAAGAAUUAA
Molecule: messenger RNA, 930 nt
Organism: Protobothrops mucrosquamatus (brown spotted pit viper)
Lineage: Eukaryota; Metazoa; Chordata; Lepidosauria; Squamata; Viperidae
Product: olfactory receptor 14I1-like
Exons: 1
Coding region: 1-930 (309 amino acids)
Biological process (GO): G protein-coupled receptor signaling pathway
Cellular component (GO): membrane
Molecular function (GO): olfactory receptor activity; G protein-coupled receptor activity
Source: RefSeq, a predicted model, not a curated record